This is a messenger RNA of Archocentrus centrarchus (flier cichlid), 2173 nucleotides long. RefSeq names its product adhesion G protein-coupled receptor A1a (gene adgra1a). The transcript has 6 exons. NCBI's taxonomy places the organism in Eukaryota, Metazoa, Chordata, Actinopteri, Cichliformes, Cichlidae. Gene Ontology annotation, molecular function: G protein-coupled receptor activity. Gene Ontology annotation, cellular component: plasma membrane; glutamatergic synapse; postsynaptic density. The coding region runs from base 125 to 2104 and encodes 659 amino acids. Gene Ontology annotation, biological process: G protein-coupled receptor signaling pathway; cell surface receptor signaling pathway. The record is from RefSeq and is a predicted model, not a curated record.
AGAACAGCAAGCUCAUUUCCACAUCUCUGCUCACAGACCUCUACACGGAUAUGAAGGGGCCAGGGUACAGGAGGGAAGGCAGGUGAGACCAGAUCUUCACAACUUAAGUGUUCUCCACAACACUAUGGAUCUAAAGAAAGUGUUAUCCUUCCCUCCAUACCCUGGGGAUUACCUACAUCCCGUGGUGUAUGCCUGCACUGCAGUUAUGCUGCUCUGUCUACUUGUCUCCAUUGUGACGUACAUUGUCCACCACAGUGUGAUCCGAAUCAGCAGGAAUGGCUGGCACACACUCCUCAACUUCCUCUUUCACACAGGACUGACAUUUGGAGUUUUUGCUGGUGGAAUCAAUCAGGUCAACUUACCUUUUGUGUGUCAGAUUGUUGGCAUUGUGCUCCACUAUGCUUCUUUGUCUACCAUGCUGUGGCUGACCUUUACUGCUAGAAACAUCUGCAAAGAUGUUUCCAAGGACCCACUUCAGCGACAGGAUAGGAAUAGGCCUUCCCAGACUCGCACCAAACCAGUCAUCCUCAGAUUUUAUCUUGUAAGUGAUGGAAUCCCUAUCAUAAUAGUUGGAGUCACAGCUGCAUUUGGUAUGGAUAACUAUGGCAGCAGAGAUGAUGCUCUGUAUUGCUGGAUGGCAUGGGAAGCAAGUCUGGGUGGUUUCUACGCUCCCAUGAGUCUUCUGGUCUUAGUCAUGUCUGUGUACUUCUUGUGGACCUAUAUCCAGCUGAAGCGCCACCCAGAGAGGAAGUAUGAGCUGCAGGUUUUGAGGGAAGAGCAGCAACAAUUGUCAUCAAGUGAAUCCAGCCAUCACUGCCAUACUGACACUGGGGGAGCUUCAGUGCCUGCUGGGGACUGCCAAGCCUUUGUUGCAGGCAUGUCGGUACUUGCCAAUGAGCACUCUUUUAAAUCUCAGCUCCGGGCCACAGUCUUCACUCUCUUCCUCUUCCUGGCUACCUGGGCUUUGGGAGCAUUGGCUGUUUCACUGGGACAUUUCCUGGACAUGAUAUUCAGUUGUCUCUAUGGAGCUUUUUGCGUCACUCUGGGGCUCUUUCUUCUCAUCCAGCACUGUGCUAAACGUGAUGAUGUGUGGCACCGUUGGUGGGCUUGUUGCUCGGCCAAGACAGUGGAUGGGCCUGGUGAAGGACAGAACCAUGGACAGGAGCUCCAUCAGCCACACUUCCACUCCCUACUCUCAGGCAAGCAGGAGCUGCUUUCCACUCACCUUAUACAGAGUUCUCACCACAAAAUACCACCGCCUCCCCAAAGCCCAAUGUCAAAUCACAUAGGCCCAUGCUGUGUGGCUGUGAUGAGUCCUGUUAGCCCUUCCCCCAUCUUACCUCUUGCUGAGCCAAUGCCUUCACCAUGUUCACAGUCACUUCCUGAUGAGCUCCCUCAUCCAACUCUUCCCCUGCAAAGCUGUCUUGCCGAUAAAACAAAGCCACGCUCCUUUAACCGUCCACGCCCAUGCUUCCAGGAUUACCGGUCUCACAUGACUUCCACAAGUAUGGAUGGGAGUGUGCACAGCACUCAUCUGGACAGUCCUCAUACUGUGCACCACAUUGAAGCCUCACCACUGGUUUCCAACAGUCCAUACCCAGAUCUCCAGCUUCCGUGCCUCAGCCAUCACUUGGAUAAGCAGCUGGUUUCCUGCCACAACUUGCAACACAAGAUUUCCUGCCACAGUGUGCAAGACUCAAUCGCCUCCUGUAAUAGUCAUACUCACAACAUGCGUGGCAGUAUCUCUUCCUGCCACAGCCUCCUUAUGCCUUCUCACGGGGUUGAUACCUGCUUGUGGCAUAUGUACUGCUCAGCUGAUCACUCUUCCAGCACGAACUGUUGUGAGAGAGCCAGUCCCUUCACCUUGCAUUAUGAGCAAGACCUUGACACUUUGAGCUGCAUGGCAGACAAAGAAAAGGAUAAUGUCUGUCUAGACGUAGAACAGAAAGAUUUCCCAAGAAACACCCUACCUCGGCAGCAUGGUACUGUCAACCGACGAGGACCCAUUGGUCGCAACAGGAGUUUGCAGGAAGAUAGCCUGGUUGGUUCAGAUGCCACAGGAAACAUACGGACUGGCCCCUGGAAGAAUGAAACCACUGUAUAAUCUUGUAAUGACCAGAGCAGCCAAAAAUUUCAGCAAAUUACUUUGUAAGUGUUUGGGUCUUCCUUCCUC